GGCGUGUUGUUGGGUCGCUGGUGGUGCUGGUUAUGGUGGGGUCUCAGUUGGGCGCAGCUGCUGCAGAUCCGCUGGUUUUAGGGAGUUUGUGAAGAUGUCGAGCCGCGCGCUGCGCAGACUGAAGGGGAAGCAGCGCGGCCAGGAGGACCUGGACCUCGCGGAGCUGCGGGUGGAGGAGGAGGAGGAGGCGGCGCGGGAGGGAGAGGAGUUAGAGGAGCAGGAGGAGGUUCUGCAGCCGGUCAGAGGAGCAGGCAGGAAAACCAAGAGGAGCAAAUCUCAGAAGAACAUUAGCAACAUUUAUGAACUGAUUGGUGACCCUGACAAUGAUACAGACAAAAGUCCCACUGAUGAGGAGAACGUGUUGACAGGGAGAAGCCAUGGAGUACAAAAGCAAGAGUGCCAACCUGAUAUGGAGACCACAAAGUCUGACUCUAACGAGAAAGUAAAAAAGAAAAAGAAGAAGAAGAAAAAAAAGACUGCUCCUGGGGAUGUGCAGGAGGAGUCCACUGCAGGGGAUGACAUUGACGCUCUGCUGGAGACCAUAGAAAAGACCAAUGGCCUUUCACACCAGAGUGAGGACAGUGGAGUCUCAGGCCAUAGGCCUGUACUUUAUGUGGAGCACAGGAACCUGAAUCCUGAGAAUGAACUAAAGCGAUAUUUUGGAGCUCGGGCUGUUUUGGGAGACCAAAGGCCCAGGCAACGACAGAGGCAGUUUCACAGAAGUACAUGGAUGACCGCACCUAAAGACACUUGGCCUCGCUUUAGUAAACCAGGUAUCUCCAUGAGUCUGCUGGAGUCCAAAAAUGGCCUCCACUUCUUUGUGUUUGAGCACAGCCGUGAAUACCAGCAAGUCCAGUUCAGGUUCUUUGAUGCUGUGGAGUCCAUGGAUCCUAAUAACAUUGUGGUGCUGCUGCAGCUUAAUCCCUACCAUGUCGACUCUCUGCUGCAACUCUCUGAUGUCUGUCGCAUCCAAGAGGACCAAGAGACUGCAAGGGAUUUGAUUGAGAGGGCUUUGUACAGCUUUGAGUGUGCAUUCCACCCUGUGUUCAGCUUGACCUCAGGUACCAGCAGAUUGGACUACCGAAGAGCAGAGAACAGGGCUUUUUAUCUGGCGGUUUAUAAGCACAUGAUGUUCCUGGAGAAGCGAGGCUGCCCCCGCACGGCCCUGGAGUACUGCAGACUCCUUCUGAGUUUGGACCCAGAUAAUGACCCUCUGUUCAUGCUUCUGCUGAUUGAUUUCUUGUGUCUGCGCUGCCGGGAGUAUGCGUCCCUUAUUCGACUGUACGAGGAGUGGGAGGUCCAUCGGAAACUGUCCCAGCUGCCGAACUUUGCCUACUCAGUCGCGCUGGCCUUAUACCACUCGAGUCAGCAGGAGGAGACUCCACCCGAGGAGAGCCAGCGCAUGAAGCUGAAAUCAGAUAGAAUGCUGCAGGACGCUCUUAUCAUGUUCCCUGGGGUGCUAAUGCCUUUACUGGACCUGUGUACAGUCCAGCCUGAUGCAGCCGUGUCUUCCCAUGACUUCUUUGGGCCUAGAAACCGCAUAGGGCAGCCGUCUGCGCUCUCGGUGCUGGAGGGGCUGUACGUGGGCCGCUGUCACAGCAUGUGGAAGGAAGCAGGGGUGAUGCUCUGGAUGGAGGGGAACGUUGGUGAGGUGCUGAAGAGAGUUGACUCAAAGGAUCCUUUUGUAGAGGAGUGCCUGAACAAGAGGAAACAGGGCUACCAGAUCGUUCCCCGGCACAUCCACAGGCAUGUGCUUCUGUCCGAGAUCAAAGAGGCCACAUCUGCCCUGCCCCUGGAUGUGACAGCACAGCCAGUGAUGAGUUAUGACCCUCUUCCGCCUCUGGAUUCAAUAGCGUCCUACACCAGGCCAGAGAGGCCGAAUGCAGGAGCCUCAAACGAGAGCACGUUGUCUCUGUUUUUCCGAUCUCUGCUGCCAAACUUUAACCUGCAGGGUGGACAGAGGCCUGAGGAUGACCUGGAAGUGGCACGCGCUGGACGAGAGCUGAACCAAGAGGUGAAUCGACUGAUGGUGGCCAUGAGGGACAUGCUGGCUAAUAUCCAGUUCCAGGAGCCACAGAGGGACGACAACCCUGACAGAGAUGAAGAGGAGUGGGACUGAGAGCAGACCCUGAGAGUAGGAACGGAGAGGAAAAGAGAGGAUGCUACAAGGUAUAGAGUGAUAGAGUGAUGGCGUGCAAUCUUCCAUUGAUGGAGGACACAGAAAGAAGUUAACAAAGGGACUGGACGUUUUUAUGCUGUAAAACUCUAUUCUUUCUCUCAUACCAAGACUAAAAUCCUUAAGCUCUCUAACUAGUAUAAUUGCCAAAGCCCUGGGUGCUCCAGACCUUAAAAGAACUCCCCAUGUUUAUAUCACAUUCUUCGUCUGACCCUCUGUUGAUCCACACUGAAAGGAAAGUAUUCAUCAAGCCAUAAAAUUGUACUUGUUUCACAAGCACUUUGAAUAGCAGCUUUAUUUUGGCUUGAUAAACCGAAUGUCAAGUUCUCCUGAUUGAUCUGUAGAUAAGAUUGGACAUAAUGGCACGCACUGGUGCUGCUUACCAAUUAUUGCAAAGAUAACAGCAUAUCUAUAUCUCAUAUUUAGCUCUGUUUUAAAUGAGCUAAAUUAACAUUUUCAGCUUCAAAUGGAACAUCAUGCUAUUGAGGUUGAAUUAAUUUGGCUCGGAGUUCUGUGAAUUUAUUUUGAAGGGAAAUGGGUCUAGUUUUGGAUAAAUGCACAUUACCCAGCUCUACUGGGUCCCUCCCACUGAAUGGUUAUGGACACAUCCAUGCACCUUCUGGAACAUCUGUAAAUUGUGUUCAUAAAUUCAUCAGGUUCAUAGGCUGUCAGUCCAUGUUCAGAAUGCCAGCCCAAAUCAAAUUUUUAGCAUUUCUAGAUCUGUAUCCGUAAUGAUUAUCCAUAGUAAUAAGAUUAUAUAUAUAUAAAUUGUAUAUAAACUGCCAUGGGUAAAAACUGGUGUAAGGCCGGACUUGAUUUUAAAAAUGAUUUGAUUAAAUGAUCCAGAUUUCUUCUUCAUCUUCAAAAGGAACACCAUUCUGUUUUGGUUUAAUUAUGGUAGUCAGGGGGUCAGCGGUUGAAUUUCGGGGGGGGAAACAUCUAGUUUUGUGUGAACUGAACACUUCACAUGCCUAAUGCACAUUACCCAGCUCUCCUUUCCCUGCUGCUUUAAUGGUCACAGACACAUUCAUGCACCUCCUGUAACAACUGUAAAUUGUGUAAUCAAUUUCAUAAAUAUUAGUACUGUAAUUCAGUUUUAAAUCAGAAAACUGUUCAGGACAUUAAUAAUAUGAUUAUAUAUAAAUUGUAAAUAAACCACCCAGAAAUUUGUAAGACAUGCAUCAUGGGUAAUAAUUGGUGUAAUGCUGGAUUUAUCUGAAAUUAAACAUUUUUGUUGACUGAU
Astyanax mexicanus (Mexican tetra) is the source of this 3419-nucleotide messenger RNA. RefSeq names its product transcription factor 25 (basic helix-loop-helix) (gene tcf25). Lineage: Eukaryota; Metazoa; Chordata; Actinopteri; Characiformes; Acestrorhamphidae. Bases 95 to 2119 code for a protein of 674 amino acids. The transcript is spliced from 18 exons. Gene Ontology annotation, molecular function: protein binding. The record is from RefSeq and is a predicted model, not a curated record. Gene Ontology annotation, cellular component: RQC complex.